Messenger RNA from Strongyloides ratti, 357 nucleotides. RefSeq names its product NEDD8. The transcript has 4 exons. The record is from RefSeq and is a predicted model, not a curated record. Gene Ontology annotation, molecular function: ubiquitin protein ligase binding; protein tag activity. Gene Ontology annotation, biological process: modification-dependent protein catabolic process; protein neddylation; regulation of proteolysis. Bases 1 to 357 code for a protein of 118 amino acids. NCBI's taxonomy places the organism in Eukaryota, Metazoa, Nematoda, Chromadorea, Rhabditida, Strongyloididae. Gene Ontology annotation, cellular component: nucleus; cytoplasm.
AUGCUUAUAAAAGUAAAAACAUUAACUGGUAAAGAAAUUGAACUUGAUAUUGAACCUACUGACAAGGUGGAUCGUAUCAAAGAAAAAGUUGAAGAAAAAGAAGGAAUCCCACCUGCUCAACAACGAUUAAUUUUUUCUGGUAAGCAGAUGGCUGAAGAUAAAACUGCUGCAGAGUACAAGAUUGUCGGUGGUUCUGUACUUCAUCUGGUCCUAGCAUUACGAUGGUUCGUGAAAUUUAUUUCCAUUGAACUAAAAUGGUAUGUAUAUACAAAUAAGGGAAAAUUUUUUGGUGCUAUUCGGUUCUGUUAUUAUCAUUUAUUCAGAUUUUGGCUAAUUGUAUUUAUAAUGGAUUUUUGA